UUGCUUCUUUCUUAGAAGGUAAAGGAAAAAGGAGAAAUCCUCUUCAUGACUAUAAAAAAACAGGCGAGUUGAUGCUCAUCAAAGUAAACAAAACACUGGAAGUUAAAACCAAGCUGUUAAAUACCACUGAGCAGUGUGCCAAGAGAUGCAGCAGGAACAAAGGCCUUUCAUUCACUUGCAAGGCCUUUGCUUAUGACAGAGUUACAAAACGGUGCCAUUGGUUAUCCUUCAACAGCUUGACAAAUGGUGUGAGAAAGAAGCAAGACCAUGCGUUUGAUCUGUUUGAAAAGAAGGACUAUGUCAGAAACUGUAUAAUUGGAAAAGGAGCUGAGUACAAAGGAACAAUAUCUAUUACCAAAAGUGGUAUUCAGUGUCAGGCCUGGAAUUCAAUGAUCCCCCAUGAGCACAGCUUUUUGCCUUCGAGCUAUCGGGGUAAAGACCUGCGGGAAAACUACUGCCGAAACCCCCGAGGGGAAGAGGGAGGGCCAUGGUGUUUCACCACCAGCCCAGAGAUGCGCCAUGAAGUCUGCGACAUCCCCCUCUGCUCCGAAGUUGAAUGCAUGACCUGCAAUGGAGAGAGUUACAGAGGGCCAAUGGAUCAUACUGAGUCAGGCAAGGAGUGUCAGCGCUGGGACCUUCAGAGACCACACAAACACAAAUUUCGUCCAGAGAGAUAUCCUGACAAGGGCUUUGAUGAUAAUUACUGCCGCAAUCCUGAUGGCAAGCUGAGACCAUGGUGCUACACUCUUGACCCUAACACCCCCUGGGAGUUUUGUGCGAUUAAAACCUGUGAUGUUGGCAUUCUGAACAGCACAGAGGCAGUGGCUGAGACAACAACAUGCAUCCAGGGUCAGGGAGAGGGCUACCGUGGCACAGUCAACACCAUAUGGAGUGGGAUCCAGUGCCAACGGUGGGACUCCCAGUUUCCUCAUCAGCACAACAUCACUCCUGAGAGCUUCAAGUGCAAAGAUUUGAGGGAGAACUACUGUCGAAAUCCAGAUGGAUCUGAAUCACCCUGGUGUUUUACUACUGACCCAAACAUCCGGAUUGGUUAUUGCUCCCAGAUUCCUAAGUGUGAUGAAUCAAAUGAACAAGAUUGUUAUCGUGGCAAUGGAAGGAAUUACAUGGGGAAUCUGUCCAAGACAAGAUUUGGACUAACUUGCUCCACAUGGGACAAGAAUAUUGAAGACUUGCGUAGGUGA
Messenger RNA from Meleagris gallopavo (turkey), 1202 nucleotides. The record is from RefSeq and is a predicted model, not a curated record. NCBI's taxonomy places the organism in Eukaryota, Metazoa, Chordata, Aves, Galliformes, Phasianidae.